Messenger RNA from Talaromyces marneffei, 1536 nucleotides. RefSeq lists its product as uncharacterized. The transcript has 2 exons. The coding region runs from base 1 to 1536 and encodes 511 amino acids. NCBI's taxonomy places the organism in Eukaryota, Fungi, Ascomycota, Eurotiomycetes, Eurotiales, Trichocomaceae. The record is from RefSeq and is a predicted model, not a curated record.
AUGACCCAAACACCCUCGAUUCAACAGGUUUCGCUAUCGCUCAGUAGAGAGCGGAACGCAAUCGCCCCCGCAACAUGUGCGAAUAACAGCCGCCUCGAACGCGAUCUGAAAGCUGUGCGUGGUCAUGUAGAGCCAUUCUUUGCUUGCGCGAAGAUUCCAGUUCCUGUCAAUCAGCGCAUGUCCCCAUUCAAUAUAUGCAUCACCCAACAGUUUGCACAUGCCCUCGACUCUGUGCACCGUCUGCUCGACCGAGUGCUAGUCGACAUUGUGGAACGAUGGUUUACCGAUGCUGACGCCGAUUUUCCGUCGCGGAUGCCUCUCGAAACACACGAAGAGGAGGUGCUCAGAUGGAUCAGCAACCAUGAACAUAGCCAACCAGGGUCCGGAAAGAUGCUAGACUUUCGUCAACGGUCAGGCAUGUGGCGAACGGAUAUAUUGUUUGAAGACCGCGAUACUCCAGGCCCAAAAAUAUGCGAAAUCAACGCCCGUAUUCCAUUCAAUGGAUUCUAUAUGGCUGGUUUGCAAUGCGAAGCAACAAAGACCUUUGGGGCUGAUCAAAUUGGCUUCAAGGCGCCGAACGAACUCAAGAACACGAAGGAGAUACUGCUCAAUUGUUUUGACCAAACAAAACCGAUUUUCCAUAUCCAUAAAAAAUGGCCCGGAGUCGAUUCGCGCUUGUUUAGUUACGACUACAAGAAGGCCACGGGCCAGGAUGUAGUGCAGAUCGAGCCAUCUCAGCUACAGCUGGAAAAGGAUGAUACUUCUCCAACGGGAUGGUCUUUAUACGCAGAUAUUGGCAACGAUGUCGGCCAUGAUGAGGCUACAUCAAGCGCCAAUAAAAGUCUUCUCAAAGUCGAACAAUGUGCCCUUGAACUGUUUCAGGAGGAAUUUUCCGACAUGAAUUCCAUUGCCUUGAAGCAAUUAGCGAUGUGCAGUGUCAAUGACUUUCGUACUGUCUUCUUGCUUCACGACAAACGCAUGCUUGGCAUUGUCCUGGAUGAAAUUGCGAAUUUAGUGAAGAGAAAUGUGCUUUCAGAAGAUGAAGGACGAAUUCUCCGCGACGGUGUCUCUGAAACUUUAAUUCCGGGUUCGAGCGCUCUCAAGCAACUGCUCGAAGCUACCAAAGAGGAUCCCAUCGCCAAAAACGAGUGGAUUGUCAAACCGGUGCGAGAUGCAGCGUGCAAUGGUAUUCAUCUUGGCGCUGAUAUCGAACAAGAUGAGUGGUUAUUGUUGUUGGAGCGAUUGUCCACCCGUGCCCUCCACCCGGCAAGCGAUGAUGCUUAUGUAGUGCAACGGCUGGUUCAGCACGCAAAGUACGAUAUAGUUCGCCACGAUGUAAUUGCUGCCAAAACCGAACAGUUCCAUCUCAUCGGUUCCUGUCAUAUGAUUAAUUCACAGUCACUGGUCUUUGGACCCUGGAGGAUCGGCGACAAAGUUCAUGUUGGCCUCGGCCCAGGUGCUCGCGGGAUCCUCAUGAGCUGUAUCGUGAAACCUGCGGAUCUGCAGCAUUUGGAUGCCAGGAAAAAAGAGGAAUGA